AGAGAUGGCCUUCGGCGGCGCCCAGCCUCCCUACCUGAGCCCAGUCAUCCCCUUCACUGGGAUAAUCCAAGGGGGUCUCCAGGACGGACUUCAGAUCACCAUCAAUGGGACCGUUAUAUAUUCCAACGGAGACAGGUUUGCUGUGAACUUUCAGACCGGCCACAAUGACAAUGACAUUGCCUUCCACUUCAACCCUCGGUUUGGAGAAGGCGGGUAUGUGGUCUGCAACACGAAGCAGAAAGGAAGCUGGGGGCCUGAGGAAAGGAAGAUGCAAAUGCCCUUCCAGAGGGGCUGUCCCUUUGAGCUCUGCUUCCUGGUACAGAGCUCGGAGUUCAAGGUGAUGGUGAACAGGAACCUCUUCACGCAGUACGCACACCGCGUGCCCUUCCACCGCGUCAACACCAUCUGCGUCACAGGCGCCGUGCAGCUGUCCUACAUCAGCUUUCAGAACACUGGCGCAGCUCUCAUCCCGCCCUCCUCCUCCACGGUGCAGUUCUCCCAGGCUGCCUGUUUCCCACCCAAGCCCAAGGGGCGCAAACCGAAACCUCCAAGGAUCUCACCGGCCAGCUCGGCUCCCAUUACUCAGACCGUCAUCCACACCGUGCGGAGCACCCCUGGACAGAUGUUCCCUAAUCCCAUGAUCCCACCCAUGGCAUAUCCCAGCCCAACCUAUCCGAUACCUUUCUUCACCUCUAUCCCCGGUGGGCUGUACCCCUCCAAGAGCAUCAUGGUGUCGGGUACCGUCCUGCCCAGUGCUCAGAGGUUCUACAUCAACCUGUGUUCCGGGAGAGACAUCGCCUUCCACCUGAACCCCCGCUUCGACGAGAACGCCGUGGUCCGCAACACGCAAAUCAACAGCUGCUGGGGGUCUGAGGAGCGAAGCCUGCCCCGACAGAUGCCCUUCUUCCGAGGCCAGAGCUUCUCGGUGUGGAUCAUGUGUGAAGGCUCCUGCCUCAAGUUGGCUGUGGAUGGCCAGCACCUGUGUGAAUACUACCACCGCCUGAAGAACCUGCCCGCCAUCAACAGCCUGGAGGUGGGGGGCGACAUCCAGCUGACCCACGUGCAAACAUAGGCCAGCCCUGCCCUGGGCUGCUGUCUGGCUCUGCUCAUCAC
This is a messenger RNA of Lipotes vexillifer (Yangtze River dolphin), 1113 nucleotides long. RefSeq names its product galectin 9 (gene LGALS9). Bases 5 to 1072 code for a protein of 355 amino acids. Gene Ontology annotation, molecular function: carbohydrate binding; galactoside binding. Gene Ontology annotation, biological process: negative regulation of CD4-positive, alpha-beta T cell proliferation; negative regulation of type II interferon production; positive regulation of gene expression. Lineage: Eukaryota; Metazoa; Chordata; Mammalia; Artiodactyla; Lipotidae. The transcript has 11 exons. The record is from RefSeq and is a predicted model, not a curated record. Gene Ontology annotation, cellular component: cytosol; nucleus.